Molecule: messenger RNA, 531 nt
Organism: Haemonchus placei
Lineage: Eukaryota; Metazoa; Nematoda; Chromadorea; Rhabditida; Trichostrongylidae
Source: the annotation of a GenBank genome assembly
AUGGCAAAAGAACGGGAGGCUGAGGCAUUGGAAGCAUCACUCCAUCAACCACCGAACGAAAGGGUUUGUAGAAAAUUUUGCUCUUUUUAGCAUUGUUUCGGUUUAAUUUUUGGUAUAGGGAUAAGCAACGCAAUAUCACAGCGCUUGGUCCACGGUUCAAAUCCUGAAGUCAUUUCAACAAGCAGUGCUCGAAUAAACGUAAGGAAAGUUUGUGAUAUGAAAAAUGGCGAGUUCAGCGACGCAAAUGACAGCUCAGCUCGUAUAUGUACCUCGCAGAGGCAUCCAAGAAAGGUGCUGGAUGCGUUAAAAAGAAUGCCAGAUCCAAAAGUGGUCCUUGAUCUUUCUGUCCGAGGCGAAUAUAAGGGUCUUGUCAAAGAAAAACUGAUCUCUAUUCCCUAUUCUGAUCAUUCUUCGCGCAGUGAAAUCAUCGCUUUUUUGUCGAGGCUUCGAUUUGGUGAGCUUAUUCCAAUAAGUGCUCCUAUGGACUCAUCAACUAUAUUGGAGUUAAUGAAACUUUCACGAGAAGCGUGA